CGCAAAACAGUACUCAGCGAAUACUUCAAAUGAACACGUCGAUGUCGUUACAAGAUCCCUAAAUUGUAAUGCCAAGACAGCGCGCCGAGAGGGCGCAUCGAGCAGCGCUAGUAACGUUUGCUCAAGAACAGGUUGCCCUUGCUUACAGCGAUCCACAGUAUGCUUUAGCUUCUAUAGCCAACGAGGUCGACGUCUGCGGUGCGGGGCUGGAGCGGAGGGAGGCCUUCGUCCUCGUUAAUUGCGCUAAUUUGUCAGAGGAGGACGCGGAGGCUUUCUGCACAUCUUCUGUGCGCCCGUGCUGCCACUGUCCUCACCUGCUGGAUGGCCCUAGUGACCGGGAGCCCACGUUGCUGGAUGCAUCGUUGGGAGCGGAAGGUGCCGUGAGGGUAGUUGCCCUUCCUGAGGAGGACGUCGCGGAGCGGCGUAAGCUGGUGACUCGAACAUGGUGCAGCAGUGCUCGCCGUGCAGCUGGUGUGCAACCAUUGCCCAGCGGCGUGGAGCAUUACUUGUGCGAAGAGCACCUCAAACUCCAUUUUGCCCAGUCCCUUUACCUGCGUCUGUCGCUCAAGGUCCGAGACUGGCUGCUACGCGGCUGCUGCCUGGAGUGUGCCUACGCAUGCGCGCGAGAGCUGCCCCCGGGCCCCGGCAGCGAGCCCGCGCCGCGCCUGAGCAUCCACCAGGCUGCUGAGCUGCGCUCUAGCCUGGCCGGGACCAUGCAGACGCUGCUCUACCCGCCCGGCGUUAGCAAGGAGGAGCUGGAUGCCGCGGUGUUCGGCAACGAGUUUCCUGCCACGGCGGACUGCCUGGAGGACCGGGGGGAGGACGGCACGAGGGAUGGCCGAGUGGCUCUGCCACUGAGGGGCCGCAACUGGUGCAUUGAUUGCGGCUGCAACCCUGCGGUCUACGUCUUCAAGCAGCGGAACAAUCUGACGUCAGACAGGUUGCUAUGCACGGCUUGCGGAGUCGCGCGCAGAAUCGUGGCGAGUCGGAGCUCGGCUGCUGCGGGCACGUCGUCCGCCGCCACCGCUGGCGGCAGCGAUCCUGGUGGUGGCAGCGGCAGCGGCGGGCUGGGUGCGUCUGACCUGGUCCUGCUUUGCUGCCUGCGAGAGGAGAUGCUGCUCAGGCUGCAACUAGCCUACCCCAAGCAGAGCUGCGGCGGCAGCGGCAGUGGCAGUGCAGCUAGCGGCCAGGGCGCAGGUGCCGGGGCUGGCCCAAGCGGCGCUGCAGGUGCGGCUGCUGUUGCGCCCGCAGCAGCAGCAGCAGCAGUAGCGCCCAUGCAGCGACCCGGCGGGUCUGGAACCCGUGCCUGUAACGGCAGGAGCAGCAACUCCAACCGUGGGAGGAACACCAACGGCAGCAGCAACAUCUGCCUGGUCAACGGUGAUCGCAUUGUGCUCCCAGGCACACACGCCGCCGUCGCGGUGCCGGGUCUGCCGCCCCUGCCGCGUCGGCAACAGCCAGCAGCCAGGGAGUGGUACGACAACAAUCCGCCAACGGAUUCUGUGCCCUACUUUGAGGGCGCGUUACAGCGCUGCGCGCCGCACCUGGGAUCCGCCGGCGCCUCAGUCGCCCUUACGGAAGAGGAUUACAUCUACCUGGUCCACAAAGAGAGGCUGCUGAGGCUUGCGGACCAAAAGCGCGACCAGCUGUUCGAGUUGGCUCGCGAUCAUAACGCCCGUGGCGGCCCCGUGGUAUUCGUUGGACCCAUGGGUCAGGUGUACGAUCCCGGGGACAUUCUCAGCGACAUGAGGGCUGCGGUGCGGACUUGCGAGGAGGCGUUUCGGGGCGCGCAGGCCCGUGCGGCAGCAGCAGAGGCGGACGCCGGAGCACAGGAGAGGCUGAGCGAAGGCGGGGGAGGCAGCAGCGGCCAGGGCACAGGGACAGGCGGCGGCGGCGAAACGAUGGCGGCUGCGGAGCUGCCGCUGCAGGGGCCGUUCCCAUGGACCAUGGGCGGGUAUGAGUGGGCCAAUGCGACGGAGGGGCCGGCAGAGGCGGCGCAGGUGAGGGAGCCUGGGAGGGGCGCCGCUGCUGCCGCAGGUCCUGACGUACAAGGGCCAACGCGGCCUGCGGCUAACGCGCCCAACGGAUUACCUGCUCAAGCAGCGGCUGCAGCGGCCAUGAGGGCGCCGCCGUCGUCAACGGAUGUGCCGGGCAAUGGCGGGGGCGUUGGCACCAGCAACGGCGGCACCGACCGGGAUCACGUGUACGGCCCCGUGCAGCUGUGUUGCCUGGAUAUGGCGCACCGGUAUGAGUUCGACCUGGGGGCGACGCCUGUUUCCGUGGCCUUUGAACCCUUCACCGGGCGUGGGUUCCCCGAGGAGGAAAUCAACCACAGCCACCCAGUCACGCCGCCUCAGUUGCUGCGGUACAUGCGCGCCAUGUUGGAUAAAUACGCAGUCCAGGAUGACCCACGGGUCGUAGAGCUGAGGGCGCAAUGUGCGGCGCUCCGGGCACCGAAGAGGAAUCCGCAGCUAGCACAGGCUGUCGCUGCUGCCGCCGCAGCGGCGGUGGCCGCGGCGCCGCCGCGCUCGUCUUCGGAACAGCUGCUUGACAAAGCAGAGGCACUUGCUCGGUCCUCAGCCAGGCGACGGUGGCGUGGAGGUGUGGUCGCGGCUGCGCCGGUGAUGUCUCAGCUGGGGAAGGGCGCAACCACGAGGCCCCACACCCCCGGCCAGGCCUUGCUGGCAUCUGCGGCAGCAGCGGCAGCGGCCACGGGUGUUCCUGGGGCGGGUGUAAAGCGCUCUGCUGCGGCGGCGGCGCUGCCCCAGCCAGGCGCCAGCUCCAAAGCCGCCGCCACCGCCACCGCCAAGCGCGGCCCGGGCGCGUCCAACGCCGCCGCCGCUCCUCGCAGGCAUGGGCAUCGCCGCAGACGCUAUUCGGACUCUGACGAUAAUGACGAUGAUGAGCAGCAGCAGGAGGAGGAGGAGGACAGUGCUGACGACGAUGUCAGCAGCAGCGUCACUAAGGACGACACGCGAGCGGACGAGCCGGAGGAGGACGCUGCCACACGCAAAGCGAGGAAAGAAGUCCACGGCAAGGGCAGGAGCAACGCAAAGGACGAAGAAGCGGGCGAGGACGAUGAGGGCGGCGGCGACGCGGCCAGCGAUGCCCGGUUGCCCGUGGGCCUCAAGGUCCCUGUUUACCCCCUUGCCGCGGACGACACCACCUUCCUCGCCAGCAGUGACCUGAUGCGGCUGGCGCAUCGGCUGCUGGUGCUGCAUGGGCCGCCCUGGCUGCGGGAUGUGCUGCAGGAGCGGCACAGCGACGCGCUGGACUUUGGCACCUGCAGGCCCGCGGAUGGCGGCACCGGCGUCUUCGCGCACUUUGCCAACAUGCUGGAGCGGCCGCUGCUGGCAACCGAGCUCGCAACCAUUUCCCAUGUAGACCGCUCGCAGCCCGCCACACUCAUGUGCUUCACCGCGCCAUUUGCCGUACCUGCGGACCUGGGGGCGGCCCUGGAGCGGCUCAAGCGCAGCUUGGGCCAUGGAGACGCGCACCGCCAUGCGCACUGGCUGCAAGCACGCAAUCUGGAGGACCAGUGGCGGCUGCAGCACCCGGCAGCUGCGGCUAGGAUGGAGGAGAGGCAGCAGCGGC
Astrephomene gubernaculifera is the source of this 3594-nucleotide messenger RNA. The record is from the annotation of a GenBank genome assembly. Lineage: Eukaryota; Viridiplantae; Chlorophyta; Chlorophyceae; Chlamydomonadales; Astrephomenaceae.